AUGGUCUCUGCCGCCCCCGCUGCCGCCGCCCUAGCCCAAGUGGGAAGAAGGGAGGAGAGAUUGAGUCCCGGGGCCGCACAGACGGUCUGGGAGUUCCCAGGGCGGCAGGGCGGGGAGGGACGGUGGGUGGGCAGGUCGGCCGGCAGGCGGCAGAGGGCGGGCGGCUCCGACAACUCGGGCGCCCCCCGGCAGCAGCCGCCCAGAACCGCCCCGGCUCCGGCUAACAAUAGGCUCCGGCCGCAGCGCUCUGGCUCUUAUAGGCGCCGGCACGUCCGGACCGAGCCCCGGGGCAGGCUGGGAAAUGGAGUCUACGUGCUAGCCCUACGCCCAGCAGCACGCCGGGAGUUGGAGGCGGCUACCUGCGCAGAGCCGAAAUUCGCCGGCAAACAGACUCAGGAGGCGGCGGUUCCGCUGCAGGCUGGGAAAGCGAGUUUGACGCCGCUGCAGCCUUUUGAAGAGGAUGAGGGGCGACCCUCAGCUCCAGAUCUUCGAUGA
Rangifer tarandus platyrhynchus (Svalbard reindeer) is the source of this 495-nucleotide messenger RNA. Lineage: Eukaryota; Metazoa; Chordata; Mammalia; Artiodactyla; Cervidae. The record is from the annotation of a GenBank genome assembly.